AUGAUAAACACGUCUAGCUCCUCAUCCACGGGGGAUGAAGGCCCCAUGAAGACUCUUCAACAAACAGUCCUGGCCGGGAAGAAGAGACGCCUGCCGCCAUUUCUGGACCAUUUCAACGCGCGCGACUUGAAGAUCCUAUGUCGCUGUUGGAUAGCAGCGUGGGUGGCUUGCUUGUUGUUUCUUAUUACGCCCUCUUUGUCAAGUUUGGGAACUGCGACCUUCUUUGCCUGUCUGGUUUUGUUGAUGCUGCCACCGAGUACUGUGGUACUUAUCUACCUCCUUGGAUCAUUUUCCCUGUAUCUGGGAAUUUGUUUAGCUUGGGCAUGGGGCGUCAUCACGACGAAGGCCGCUUUAGCGGCCAGGCCGGCAGAAGCCACCCAAGCCCAAUUGAUGGCCUUGCAACAAACCGCCCAGCAACGUGCCAACGCGACCGGGGAACCAGUCGCCAGCGUGGCCCAGGUGCUAAUUUAUGAUGGGCACAUGCUGGAUGCACGGGUGACUGCCGUGACCUACUGUAUGAUUUGCACUUUCAUAUAUCUCAUGGCUCGCCUCCGAGCCAGUAACCCCAAAGCCACGUUCACGGCGAUAUUCGCAAUCAUUAUCUCGGACCUGUUUCUCCUCUUCACCCCAUUGCUUCCCUCUUUCUCGGGCACCCUCCCCCUUACACUGGCUAAACCGGCAGCCGUCGGGAUCGGCCUGGGAUUUGCAUGUUCGGUACUCUUCUUCCCGCAGUCAACAUCUCGUGUUGUGUUGGAUAGCAUGGGCGACAUCAUCGAAUUGCUCACGCAUCCCCUCGCGUUUACAAUGGCCACCCUGGGCCAACGCGACCCGGACUUGAAUGUCGGGCAAUUACGAAAGACCCAGGCCGGUAUCAUCGGCCAGUAUCGGAAAAUGGAGCCGGCCUUGGCUUUCCUACCAUUGGACUUCUCUGUCGGAUGCUGGGGAGCUCAGAACGUCGGAAGGUUCAAGGAACCUCUCCGGCAGACUGUUGCUGCCACACUCUCGUUGCUUGAACUUCACAUCAACCGGCUCUCUGGGCGAGAGCGCGCAAAGGACGUCUUGCUCAAAUACGCGGAUCAAAUCGACUCGGAGAAAGGGGAGACGAAAGAAGCACGUGUAGUUGGGCGUCACCAGCUGUCACAAACGGCCCGUCUACUGGAUGGACUGCGUGCUUCCGAGUCCGAACCGAUUCCAGCUGAAACCCUGCAAGCUUUGACUAACACUGCAUCCAAAGCUAUUGAAGCCUGUGUUGUCGCACUUACGGCGGCAAAGGACUGCAUUCGAAUGGCCAAUAGCCAAACAUGGUAUUGGCGUCCCUCAUCUGACAAGCGGGCGCAGCUGAGCCAGCAAGCCCAAAGAGCCCUCGAGGAUCUUCGUGCAAUGCGCAUAACAUUUAUUGAGAACACUACCAAGACUUUGGUUGAUGAAUUUGGACCGUCCCUUGACAGCGCAUCAGACAGCGAUGGAGGAUAUCGCAACCACCGGAUCGGGGCUAUCGUUUUUGGCAUGGUGUUUGAGGAGGUGUUGUCUUCGACGAUGGAUCGCACGGAAGUCCUCCUGACCCAGAUACUGGACGUUUUUCAAACGUGCAAGACGACUCGCGUUUGGUGGCCGACAAGCCUCAAAGCAUUCGGCACAUGGCUAGCAGGCAAAGGAAACAAGACCCCUGCAAUGGCCCAAGCGGCCGAUGACAACCCGGAAGAGGAGGCGGACCAGACAAAAAAGGUGCAAGAGAAGCUGCGAAUUAGCCGAGGAUAUCGCACCAAGCGCCGGGGUGUAGUGAGUCGAGUGAUCCUGGGAACAUACCACUGGUUCACCUCCGAUGAAGGACUAUUCGCCUUGAGGACAGUCGUGGUGACAAUCGCUCUUGGCAUCAUCUCAGCCAUCCCUAGUACAGCUGGGUUUUACUACCGCGAGAAAGGCAUGUGGGCGUUGAUCAUGGCACAAACAGGCCUUGUGCCCUAUAUGGCUGAUUUUACCUUCUCCGUCAUUGCGCGAGUCACAGGGACCGUCGCGGGUGGUGUACUGGGCCUGCUAGCAUGGUAUAUCGGCUCCGCCAACGGCCCGGGUAACCCAUACGGACUCGCAGCCAUUAUGGGUGUAAUGCUAGUUAUCUUUCUUUGGGUCCGUUUAUACUUACCCCCGAACCUUCUUCAAGGGGGUAUCAUGGGAGGUGCCACCUUCCUACUCGUGGUUGCAUAUAGCUUCGAUGAUACACACAUUCCAGCUUACGGUAACCCCGGUGUCGGCUAUACCGUCUUCUGGCGCCGACUACUGCUCGUUCUGAUCGGCAUCGGUGCAGGCAUCAUAGUCCAACUUUUCCCCCAUCCACCAUCUGCGGCCAAACAUAUCAGCAAGACCCUAUCCACCACUAUCCGCACCAUAUCAGACCAUUACGCUCUACUCCUAUCCUGCUGGAAUCAGGAGGGACAGGCAGACGGCCAGGCCCUCGCUGAGCCGAUAUCUCUUCGAAUGGCCGAAUCCCUAGUCAUGCUCGACGGCCCCGUCCAACUCCUUCGCUACGAGUUUUCCAGCUCUCGCUUUGACAGCGACACCAUGGAUCAAGUGAAACGGCUCUGCCAUGGCUUGAACCGCAACCUCGGUAGAUUGCUCUACCUCUCUGCGUCCCUACCCCGGGAAUACCGAGACCGACUGGCGAAAUUGACGGGCCUGCUCGAUCAUCGCUGCAUCGGAGAAGUCAUGGCCGUGUUGAGCGUUUGCGAACAGGCACUCAAAACGGGCGAUGCGCCGCCAGAGCUCUUGCCUACGCCGCUCGUGCAGCGAUCAAUGGAGUAUUGGCGUGCGCAUUCUCUGGAUGUGAUUCUGUCGCCGGAGAUGCUGAGGGAUGAGAAUUAUCGACGUUAUUGCGUUGGAAUUAGUGCCUAUGUCAAGUUCCUGGAUACCGUUGAUCAGUUGGUGUUGGUUAUUAAGGGUGCGGUGGGCGAGUCUCAUCUGGUCGCUUGGGAAAGGGCGGAGCCUGUGGUAUAA
This is a messenger RNA of Aspergillus melleus, 2988 nucleotides long. RefSeq names its product aromatic acid exporter family protein. The record is from RefSeq and is a predicted model, not a curated record. Lineage: Eukaryota; Fungi; Ascomycota; Eurotiomycetes; Eurotiales; Aspergillaceae. The transcript has 4 exons. The coding region runs from base 1 to 2988 and encodes 995 amino acids.